Molecule: messenger RNA, 1705 nt
Organism: Phaedon cochleariae (mustard beetle)
Lineage: Eukaryota; Metazoa; Arthropoda; Insecta; Coleoptera; Chrysomelidae
Source: the annotation of a GenBank genome assembly
GAAAUUUGUGAAUGGAUUUCUUCAAUUUCUGUCUUUGAAUUUUUUUAAUCUAUUAAUUCUAAUUGAACUCAGUUCGCUGAAGUCGGCCAGGAUAAGUAAAAUUAGCGUUUUAUCCAAUUAUUACAAUGGUUGACCACCAAGAAAACAAUUUGAAGAAGUUAACAGAAAAUGAAAAACAAAUUUUUGGUGCAAUAGACCAAAAUGACAUUGUGCGUCUUAAGACCCUUUUAUCAGAAGUAGCGAAUGUGAAUUUUGUUGAUGAAAACUCCAUGACUCCCUUGCAACAUGCAGCUUAUAAAGGAAACAAGGAAAUUGUUCAGCUCCUCUUGGAUCAAGGUUCUGAUGUAAAUUAUUGUGAACACCAACAUAAUUACACAGCUUUACAUUUUGCUGGAUUGUCAGGAAACUCAGAUGUCUGUUUAGCUCUAUUAUUAGCAGGUGCAAAGUCUCUGGUAACCAAUACUGUUGGGCGUAAUGCUGCUCAGAUGGCUGCUUUUGUUGGCCAUCAUAGUUGUGUUGCAGUUAUCAAUAAUUAUAUUCCCAAACAAGAUGUUGAUUAUUAUACCAAAGUUCAUGGUACACAGUCAAUUCCUACUUUACCACCUUUUUUAGCAGAUAGUUUCCAUAAAUUUAUUAUGCAAGUAAACAUUCAUCCAGUAAAAGUUGCUUUAAAUGUACAAAAUUUUGUUGGUUUAUCUGAACAUUUGACAGAGCUGAAGAAAGUACUGGAGUUGAUGUCUGAAAGGGAAAUCAAAAGAGGGGCAGAAAUGAAUGAAGUUAUGUCUUUCAAAUUUCAUUACCUUGCAUAUGUGAUAGGAGAAAUAGCAAAGAUACGCCAAAGACAGAAUAAUACUAAGAAGGAUGAAGCUGAUGAUGAAAAGAAAUUGGAUAUAACAGAACUAUUCACUAGAAAACUCUUGAAACCUGGUAAAGAUGGUCAAAUGGAAGUGAUGGAUGGUUUUCUGAAAGAAUGCAUCAGAGAAUUUCCUUUUAGGGACUGCACAUUAUUUCGUCAAAUAGUAACCAGUUUAGCAGGAGAGGAUCCCCCAUCCCCUUUCAAUGUUAUAAAUGCAUCUAUAAAUGGCCAAAGAGGAUUUGUAGACAAUUUAUCCAUAUGCAGUACAUGUGGAGAAGAGAAACCCACAAAAAAAUGUUCAAAAUGUAAAAGUGUGCAGUACUGUGAUAGAAACUGUCAAAGAUUACAUUGGCAUUGGCACAAAAAAUGCUGCUCCAGGAUAAGCCAAGGGUUACAUGAAAAUGAUAUUCAAGUGAAACCCAGUGCAAAUGAGAUUGCAGCUGAUAUACAGAACUUAUUAGUGAAUGACCAAAAUUGAUUAUUUUCCAUAACAUUGAUAAUUUACCAGAGCAGUUCUUUUAUGAACAAACAGUUUUUUUUACAACUAAACAUUUUUUUUUGAGCCAGGACAAGACUACCACAACAGUAUUUAUUCAUGGUGGACACAUUCAAUGUACAAAAAAGUAAUUAUAUUCGAAUUUUUUAAUUUACCAUAAGAUGCCAUAAGACAAAAGUUCAUUUUUCAUAAUUUUAAUAUUGUAUUUCAAUGUUCUCCUCAACUAAAAUAUAAUGAAGAAUUGUAAUUGAAACUAGAACUGUUCUUUUUAUGGAAUAUAAUUUACCAAUAAUAUACUAGGUACUGUAUUUGAAAAAUAUAUCUAAUAUAAUAUAUGCACACUUAUGUCUUAA